AUGGUCGGGCCCCCUCCGGAGUGUGUGUCCAAUCCAGUUCCACUUACGGCGCUUGAUCUGCUGGUCGAUCGGGAUUUCGUGGCAACGUUCUCGGAGGUUCUCAUUCGAGAUGGUCCCGGGCCAGUAAAUACCGAGAAUUCGACGAAGACAUCAGUUAACGAAGACUUGAAGCUGGUUGGAAAUGCCCUUUUGUCCCUAAGUAAAAAACCCGCGAAAUCGCCAGUGUUCUUACUAAGCGUUGCAACAGGUGGAUGUUUUGGCGUUUUAACUGUAUUUUUAAUAGUACAAGGAAGUUGUGUAUUUAUUUGGAGCCUUCUGCAUAUUAAAAUCAUUUAUUGUGGCCCUCUUAAAGACUGGCCAAGUGGCUUGGCCAUCGAAGUUCCUUUACGGAAAAAAUUUUUUAGGAGGACGACACCGAGUCCCGAACCCGCACGUUCAAGAACUCCCAUACUAGUACAGCAUGAUGAAAUACUAUCUGCAGCUGAAACAUUAGCAGCGCUGAGUUCAGCCCCGCCAUCGCCUGGUUUAGACCAAGGAGCCAUAUCCCAUAUAUUAUCGGCAGCUGAAACAUUAGCAGCUCUGAGUUCAAAUCCGCCGUCGCCUCUUUUAGACAAAGAAGCCAGCUGGCCCUCGUUGCCCCGUGAUUUUGAAUUGUUUGAUACUGCAGUUGCAUCACGAGUCGUUUCACCUGCACUUUCAUUAGUUUCAAACGCACCUUCUCCAAUAGUAAAUAUUGAAGUCGACACGGUUCAGACAUCUGCCCUUAGAACAGUGCGCCUUCCCAAACGCAGAGAGGAAUCUCCUUCCUAUCAAUCUCCUGCAGUUUGUCGUGGCCCUCCUCGUCCAUUAAAGGACUCAGAAAUAGAAAAUGUCCUUUUCUAUGGCAAGUACCUACUUUAAUAAUCGCUCAUUUCACGUUUAGAUAAAUAGCUUUGAGUUUGUUAUAAUGAGCUGACAUUAUAUCCUUUGUCUGGCAGGAAGCGAGGAAGAUGAUAGUGAUGACGAAGAGACUGAGGAGCUGGCGCCUGUUAUUGUGCCAAGGGUGGCUCGAAUUUACCUUCCGGACGAAGAAGACGAAAGUCCCAGUCAGGCUCAAGCAGAUUUGCGUUGGCCACCAAUCCGGCCCGUCCAACCAGCCCAGCAAGAAGCUGCGAUUCCAAUUGAAGCUCCUACUGAAACUCCGACUGAAAUCUCACUUUUUUUGCCUUCAACAGAUGCGAUACAAAUGGAGCCUAUUAAUAAAUUUGAUUUUAAAUGGAGACAGAUGCCAAACCCUCAGAUUCCACCACAAUUGAGGAGGGAGCAUUUUAUACAAAAUAAAGGGCCAACUCGGGCAUAUGUCGAUCCAUAUGAUGCAUUUGUUGCUAUUUGGGAUCGCCCAAUUAUGGAGCAUAUUGUUAGAGAAACAAAUAA
Messenger RNA from Cydia splendana, 1413 nucleotides. RefSeq lists its product as uncharacterized. The coding region runs from base 1 to 900 and encodes 299 amino acids. Lineage: Eukaryota; Metazoa; Arthropoda; Insecta; Lepidoptera; Tortricidae. The record is from RefSeq and is a predicted model, not a curated record. The transcript has 8 exons.